This is a messenger RNA of Coccidioides immitis RS, 276 nucleotides long. RefSeq lists its product as uncharacterized. The record is from RefSeq and is a predicted model, not a curated record. Lineage: Eukaryota; Fungi; Ascomycota; Eurotiomycetes; Onygenales; Onygenaceae. The transcript is spliced from 3 exons. Bases 1 to 276 code for a protein of 91 amino acids.
AUGGCAAACAUUCGAAAACCACCUCGAAUUUUAAUCCAAAACUCCUCUCCGCUAAACUUCAGGCUUCCUUUGAUCGGCUUCGCCUCGGUCGGUCACAGUCAUGGAGGCCUCCAGCCUUUCCGCAUCGAGGAUGCAAAGGACAUUGUGAUAAUUCAACGUACCUUCACCCCUAUUUCUUACCAACGCUUUCCCUUCUUCCAAACUCGAGUUCCACAGUGCCUCGUGGUAAACAGAUGCUCGGCAAGUGUCUGUUUCUCACCCCGUCCUUCGGAUUAG